GUCUCUUCAUAGUCUGAUUACAAGGAGCAUGAGCGAGGUUGGUGUUGCGCCACCGGAGGACAUGUCCAAGCCGACCAUCUUUGACAAGAUCAUCUCUGGUGAUAUUCCGGCAAAUGUGCUGUUUGAGGACGAUCAGUGCAUGGCGUUCUCGGACGUCAACCCGCAGGCACCGACCCACUUUCUGGUCAUCCCCAAGCGCCGCAUCUCGCAGCUGUCCAAGGCCGAGGAGGACGACAAGGCACUGCUCGGACAUUUGAUGUACACCGCGCAGGCUGUGGCUCGCGAGCAGGGCAUCGCUGAUGACGGCUUCCGUGUCGUCAUCAACGACGGCCCGAACGGCUGCCAGUCGGUCUACCACAUCCACCUGCACGUCAUCGGCGGCAAGCAGCUCUCGUGGCCGCCUGGCUGCUGAUGGCCUAGUUGUCGACAAAUGCUUCGGUAAAGUCUUCACUCACACACACA
Thecamonas trahens ATCC 50062 is the source of this 462-nucleotide messenger RNA. RefSeq names its product ZB14 zinc-binding protein. Gene Ontology annotation, cellular component: cytoplasm. The record is from RefSeq and is a predicted model, not a curated record. The transcript is spliced from 2 exons. The coding region runs from base 29 to 412 and encodes 127 amino acids. Gene Ontology annotation, molecular function: hydrolase activity. NCBI's taxonomy places the organism in Eukaryota, Apusomonadida, Apusomonadidae.